UUGCAAGUAGAUCUGUCUACAUGUUAACCUAAAGGCGCUUUUUCAUUUACUUUUACCACCGGUAGUACAGCGACGCAAAAAGAACGCCACGAGUAACGUAGCCUUUCGUAAGUAUUUUAUCUUUUACCGAAGAUGUUGAGUGUAUCUGGAUGCGUCUCGUAGCCCCCUCCGAGGCCUUCUGAUCGAUUUUCUCUUUGCACUCUUUUGGUAGUAGCGCAACUUAGAACAUGGCACCGAAACCGCUCCGAAAGGGGGGCGAAGGAGGCACGUCAAAAGAUGGUAAGGCUCGGAAUUGGAUCAUGCAUGACUUAGAGUUUUAACUUGAUGCUCUUCUUGCACCUCUACGACAGAAUCUCGACAUUUAAAAGGGUGUGCAUUUUUUAUUUCUUUGAAGCAAGAAUUUGUUUCGCAAGAACGCCACAUCAAAGCACAAACGUACAACCCAGGUGGCGAGCAGGGCAAGGCAAAAGCGCAGCAGAAGGAUGAGGAGCUCGUCCUGACACUGAUGCUGCAGAAAAACACCAUGGCGCUGGGCUACGUGAGAACGUACAGCGGGAUCAUGGCCGGGUCGGUCGCGGGCCUCUGCAGGGCCGGGGGCAUACUCGGGAUAAUAAUAUUCCUGCUUGUCAGUCUCGCGGCGUCGGGGUUUGUCUACUUGAAGGUCGGCGGACAAGUGAAAAAAUAUUUUCUGAAGGAGACCGACCCGCUGCUGAGCCAAGCAUUUGGAGGGUUGAUGGUAUUCGGAGUUUUCGGCUGAGUUCUUUUUUCAUGUGGGUAGAAAAAUUGAUUUGCUAAUCAUACAUCUAAAAAGCGUACCGUACGUAGGGGAGCCUAUUUUUUGUCAACAUGUGAGUAUGGAAGUGUAUUAAUGAAGACACAAAAUCUAAAACAGACCUUCUUGCUCACCUGGAUAAUGGUGUACGAUGUGGUGCACUUGUUUUAGAAUCGGAACAACCCCAGCGGCGACAUCGUGCCAGGCACAGCACCAGGGUGGAACAGCAACCGGACCGCGGCAUAACGGAAUUUUCGGGCGCACCGCCGUCGGAAGGACGCACACACAAGCUAGCAAGUCCGAAAAGAAUAUAGCUUUACGACCCAUGGCGACACUUUUACCUCCGACAUAGGUGGUACUUUUCACACGUAGGAGCACAACACAUUCUCGCAUAUGACGACAACACUGAAAAAUAUCUGCAGUUUACUGCAUCACAAGGCAG
Messenger RNA from Amoebophrya sp. A120, 1214 nucleotides. The record is from the annotation of a GenBank genome assembly. Lineage: Eukaryota; Dinophyceae; Syndiniales; Amoebophryaceae.